This is a messenger RNA of Hevea brasiliensis (rubber tree), 1837 nucleotides long. RefSeq lists its product as uncharacterized. The transcript has 6 exons. The record is from RefSeq and is a predicted model, not a curated record. NCBI's taxonomy places the organism in Eukaryota, Viridiplantae, Streptophyta, Magnoliopsida, Malpighiales, Euphorbiaceae. Bases 84 to 1619 code for a protein of 511 amino acids.
GCAAAAAUUGUGAUACUCCUCAAACCCAUAAACCCCAUCGCCUUACACAAAAGGUGAAGCCAAUCUUCUCUUAUUAUUUCUAAAUGUCAAUGGCAGAUCAAGUAAACUCCUUCUCCUUGCAAGGAAAUCAAGUUCAAACUUAUUUUUCCACUGCUUCUCGAGCUGUGAAGAGAUGGGCUUCAGCCGCUGUCUUCCUUUUCUUCAUAGUCCUCCUUUUUGGUGCCUUCUUUUUCAGGAUUGACCUUUUUCAGUAUUCUAACUUUCUUACCCCAAAAAGUCCCAAGAAUUCAAAUGGCUACCCCCUGAAUUGCUCAAAUGAAAGCUUAGUCAGAACAUGCAAGGUCAAUUAUUCGUUGGCAUUUGAAGCUCAUGAAUCUUCAAACUCUUCAUGUCCGGAGUACUUCCGGUGGAUCCACGAAGAUCUCCGGCCAUGGAAGAGUACAGGAAUCUCGAGGGACAUGUUGGAAAGAGCUAAAGAUAUUGUAGAUUUUAGACUAGUUAUUUCCAAAGGGAAGGCAUAUGUGGAGACAUAUCGUAGAUCGUUUCAGACAAGAGACUUGUUUACCUUAUGGGGUAUUUUGCAGCUUCUGAGGUUGUAUCCUGACAGGGUACCUGACCUAGAACUCAUGUUUGGGUGUGGUGACAUACCAGUGGUUGUAAAACAUGACUACCAGGGACCUAAUGCCUCGUCGCCUCCUCCAGUGUUUCAAUAUUGUGGACAUGCAGACAAAUUGGGCAUCAUCUUUCCUGAUUGGUCCUUUUGGGGUUGGGCUGAGAUCAACAUAAAACCAUGGGAAAGUAUGUUAGAGGGAAUUAUAGAAGGCAGCAAGAAAAAAAAGUGGAAGGAUAGGGUGCCCUAUGCCUACUGGAAAGGGAACCCAAAAGUAACACCAAACAGGGGAGACCUUAUGAGUUGCAGUGUCUCACACAAGCAUGACUGGAAUGCCCGCCUCCAUAAACAGAACUGGCCUAAAGAAACAAGGCACGGAUUUAAACAUUCAAACUUAGAAGACCAAUGCACCCACAGAUACAAAAUUUAUAUAGAAGGAAGGGGAUGGUCAGUGAGUGGCAAGUAUAUCCUAUUAUGCGAUUCCAUGACCCUGCUCAUAAAACCUGAUUACUACGAUUUCUUCAUGAGAAGCUUGGUGCCAAUGCACCACUAUUGGCCCAUUAGUGCAACAAACAAGUGCAGAGAUAUCAAGUUUGCGGUGGAAUGGGGCAAUAGUCACCCUCAUAAGGCACAAGCCAUUGGAAAGGCAGGAAGCAGAUUUAUUCAGGAAAAUCUGCAAAUGGAAUACGUGUAUGCAUACAUGUUUCAUUUGUUGAGAGAGUAUGCAAAACUCUUGAAAUUCAAACCUGAAAUACCUGCAGGAGGGGUUGAGCUUUGCUCAGAAUCAAUGGCAUGUCCAGAGGGAGGUUUACGGAGAAAGUUCAUGGUUGAGUCAAUGGUAAAUUCUCCUAGCGACACACUUCCAUGCACCAUGCCUACUCCUUUCGAUCCUCCAACCCUUCAAGCUCUCUUAGAGAGGAAUGAAAAUAUCACAAGACAAGUAGUGAUGUGGCAGAAUGAAUACUGGGAAAAUCUGAAGAAGAAUCAAUCGAGCUCUCAUCAUCAUUAAUCUUAAGAGAAGGAUAACAUUAGGCUUAUCAUCUUAAGGUAUAUAAAAUUGAUUAUAUACCUUUUAUAGAAAACUUACGAAUUUCUACGUAUUAAAAGGCCAAGCAUAUAGAUAAAAGGACAUUUGUGUCAAUUUGAUUAAAAGCACAAUUAAUAUGGAACUUAAAUAAUAAAUUUAAAUUUUUUUUUAAAUAAAUUCAAAUAAAAAUAUAAAAUAUA